AUGCAAAGUUCUCAUAUCCCGCUGAUAGACGCUCUGAUGAUGGCGUAUACGGUGGAGAUGAUGGCUAUAGAGAGAAUCGUGGCAAGUGUCAAGCGCUUCUCCACCUUCUGCGCCUCUAAAGAGCUUCCCUUCGACAUGGAGGACGCCAUGCUGUUCUGGAUCAACAAGGUGAUUCUGAAGACGAGAGAGCUCUCCGACAAGGAACUCAAGAUGAAACAGCCGCUGAUGGAUUCGCCGUGCCAUCAGAAGUCUCCCUCAAAAUGGUACUGGAAGCUGGUGCCUGUACGAUACCGUAGAGAACACCUGUCCGGCCGGCCGUUCCCACACCUGGCUGUGAUGGAGGAUCUGAUGAAGGAUGUUUGUGAUGGAGCGGCUCUGCUAGCAGUCGUUCACUUCUACUGCCCUGAAUACAUGAGGCUAGAUGAUAUAUGUCUGAAGGAGGUGCCGUCUCUGUCGGACAGUGUGUAUAACAUCCAUCUGCUGCGGGAGUUUUCUAACGAAUACCUGAAAAGGUGUUUUUACCUGCACACUGAAGAUCUGCUCUACGGCCCACCGGUGCUUAAGCAUAACGUGAUGGUUUUCAUUGCUGAGCUCUUUUGGUGGUUUGAAGUAGUGAAGCCGGACUUCGUAAAGCCAAGAGACCUUCAAGAGAUUAAAGAUGUGAGAGCGUCUCUUCAGCCAAAGAGUUCCCGCCCCCAUGUGCCCAUAUCCAAUGCCACCAAGCGAAGCUUCUUAACUCCCUCCCCUUCAGCUGACUCGCUGGCGACAGCUGCCAAUCCUGACGGUUGUAUGUGGUAUUACUUGCACCCCGAGGAGUCCUUGUCUGUAGCAAACAGAAGCCCCUCCCACCCACUCCUCCCACUGCGGCAGAGACAGCAGAAGCCCGCUCAGGGGGAGGAGAAUUCAGAGCUCAGGAACAGGUCAAACUCUUUGUCCCGUAUGGAUGGACUCAUGUUUGGAUCACAGUUCGCCUGGAUGGAAAGGAAACAAAGGCCGAUCUCUCAAAUGGAGAUGGAUUGGGAACGUGUAUGUGGCGAUAAUAUCAGCUUGGCUCGAUCCAUUAGCAAGGACAGUUUAGCUUCCAACGUCAUCUCCAUUACUCCACGACACCGCAUCAACGGCCAGCCCCUCCCCCAAACACAUCACUAUGACAACCAGGAAGAAGAGGAGGAGCUACUGGCUGUGAUUAACCCAGAGGGCGCGUCUGCAUCCAGAGACGCACGAUCCGAGAGUUUCUUCUUGGAACCGUUGCAACCUGCAGUUCUACGACCAAAUAAGGAGAAAACAGGGAUUAGUAAGUGGGAGGAGAGUGGAGAGGGGCGGAGUCAGGGACGCCGGGGGGCAUAUACACCCACAGAAUGCACUCUCAACCAGACCUUUACUCCAGUCGGUAGCAUAGAGCAAGCAAGCUCUCGAGCGCAAUCUCCCGGAUGCUUCUUCCUGCACGACGACGUGGAGUGUGUGCGGGACAGUCCACUCGGAGGCUGGGAAGACAUUGCCUCAGAUUCAGAGUUUGAGGAAGAUGAUGAAAUAGAAGUUCAGGAGCAAGAGCUUUCCAAAGCAGUUCUGAUGCAUGCUGGGAGGAAAUGCGUGGGACUCGGAGAGGAAGAGGAGUCUGCAAAACUGCGCGAGGAUGUUUGCUUGCAUGAACGGGACGAUAAGGAAGACACGAGUGGACGGGCAAGUCCUUGCCCCAGCAUGUUGUCACAGGCCAGCAGCACGUCGACCGGCCGCAUGACAAGUUUCGCAGAACGCCGCAGGAAUAGAGUCGGAUUCCCCGAUGGUUGCUACAGCACCGGGAGCUCGCAGACCACCACUCCUGAUGGAUCCGAAAGCGUGCAAUUCCCUUCGGACGUGAGUCCGGGAAUGCCAAGUGGCCGACCUGGCCUCGCUUCUGAACUCGUACACCUUCGCAUGCAGCUGGAGGAGAAACGGCACGUUAUUGAGAUGCAGAAAAAGAAGAUGGAGAGCCUUUCGGCACGGCAACGGCUGCAGCUGGGAAAAGCAGCAUUCUUGCACGUUGUUAAAAAGGGGAGGAGCGACACACUGCCACACCCACUCAAAACAGAAAUUGGGUUUAAAGAGAAACCGCUUGCGAAGGAUGACUCGUGCGUUGAGGUUCUGAAAGCCCAAGAAAAAGACACGGAGUGCAAAGAAACACCGGUAGAGAAGGAUAAGGACAAUCGUUUGAGUGUAACAGGAGGGGGCAGGGCUUUGGGCGAUGCGAGCGGAGAACCAGAUCUUGGCGAAUGUAGCCGCUCUAUCGAGCUCCUGAACGAAGCGAUCGGAGCGAUACAGCAGCAAAUGAUGCAACUGUCUCUCCAGCAGGACUUGCUCAUGAAACAGACUAUCCAGUCCCCGCAGGAAACAAAACCAAGCACUGUGCCGCCCUUAAACGAACACCCGCCUGAGCAAACCGAGACUAAAUCGCGCCUCUCCGUGCAGUUCACAGAAACCCUUUCCACCGCGAUCAAACGUCCUCCCAGGCUCAGCUCAAGUCGUACACCUCGGAUGAAACCUAGAGACCUCAAACUGAGCAAAGAUGCAAACAGUCAUCCAGCAGUGAAACCAAGCACUCCGACACCGGGCGGCAGGACCCCCCGGGCUGAGAAUGAGGAAGAGGGUGGAGCUAAAGAGGGUGGGCGUGACUCAAAAGGAAUUAUUCGCAAUACUACCUUUAGACUGCAGGACUCCGCAGUCCAACGCGCCGACAGCCUCGACUCGCCCCAAACCGAACUCCCCACGGUGGAACAAUCGCCUGUCGAUCCGACCCAGGAGCGGAGCGAGUCCAGCGGCUCUGGAAAGGAGAACAUUCCAGUUCUGUCCGAGGAAAACAGAAUGAAAGCACAGCUGAUUGAAGUGGACCUAUCUGACCUGGCUGAACCGUCUGAAACUAGCACAGAACCUGAUGGUGAACAGAAAUCUGGACUGGGCUUCUUCUUUAAGGAUGAUCAGAAAGCAGAGGAUGAGCUGGCUAAGAAGAGGGCGGCGUUCCUUCUCAAACAGCAGCGUAAGGCUGAAGAGACACGAAUACGUAAGCAGCAGCUGGAGGCGGGGUCAGAGCUCAAACGAGAUGAAGCCAGACGAAAAGCUGAGGAAGAGCGUGUGCGUAAAGAGGAAGAAAAGACUCGGAGGGAGCUGAUCAAACAGGAGUACCUGCGCAGGAAGCAGCAAGAACUUCUGGAGGAACAGGGCGUGACCAAACCACGCCCACGUAACAGGAGGCCACGCCCUAAAUCGCUGCAUCGUGCUGAAUCAACCUGUUCUGCUCCGGUUAGUCUUUGUUCUGCUCCCUCUGGAUCGUCUCUCUCAUUGGCCUCUGCAGCUACUGAAGGUGACAGUGUGGCGUCAGGAGGGGCCAGUUCACACAGGGGGGAAUCUGUGGAAUCUUUUCCCAUAUUGAGCCGAAAUGCGAGCAGGAACAUGGAACGAGACUGGGACAACGGCUCAACGGCCUCAUCUAUCACAUCUGUAGCAGAAUACCAUGGGCCCAAGUUAUUUAAGGAGCCUAGUGCAAAGUCCAACAAACCAAUCAUCCAGAAUGCCAUCGCUCACUGCUGUCUCGCGGGAAAAGUCAAUGAAGCCCAGAAGAAUGCCAUUCUGGAGGAAAUCGAGCGGUGCGAGUCCAACCACCUCAUAAUCCUUUUCCGUGACGGUGGAUGUCAGUUCAGGGCGCUGUACAUAUAUUCCCCUGAAACAGAGGAGAUCAUCAAGCUCAAAGGCACGGGGCCGCGCGCCAUCAGCCGCAAAAUGAUUGACAGACUCUACAAAUACAGCUCCGACCGCAAGCAGUUCACAGUCAUCCCCGCCAAGUCUGUCUCGGUCAGCGUAGAUGCUCUCACCAUCCACAGCCACCUGUGGCAGGCCAAGCGGCCGAGCACGUCAAAGAGAAAAUAAUCCUGCUUCCUAUUGGCUCAUCGGAUUGAUCCGCUGCUUUCUGAUUGGCUACUGGGUAAUAUUCCAGUCUCAAACUGCCGUUUUGCUAAUGAGCAGGCCUCCUAAAAUCCUAUUGGUCCACGAGAUUCCUACUGGACUCCUGCUUUCCUAUUGGCUCACAAGCUGCCGCGCUCCUAUUGGCCACUGCGCUGUGACACAAGCAGAGCUGAGGAAGUCAGAAGUGGGUGGAGCUUGAUGUUUGAUUGACAGAGUUAAUGAAUAUGUUAUAGGAUUACGUCAUCGUUCAGUGUUAUUUUUUUUAGGCAGGAAUCUGCAUGUGACACUUUUCUGUUUGAUUUUACCAUAGUAUUAAUUUACACAGGAUCAAAAGACAACACUCCCAUUACUUGAACUAUGAAUUAUGGUUGCUAUGGUUACACAGGCACGUGCGAAUGUGUGUAAGAGCGCGUCUGUUUUUUUGCAUUUCUCAUACCUCUCCAUAUGCUGCUGUUCAUACUUGACACUCAGUUUAGCAGUGCAAUGCAGUGAACACAUGACAAGGGAUCUGAGUGCGUGUGUGUGUGUGUGUGUGUGUGUGUGUGUGUGUGUGUG
This is a messenger RNA of Sinocyclocheilus anshuiensis, 4488 nucleotides long. Its product is annotated as calmodulin-regulated spectrin-associated protein 1-B-like. Gene Ontology annotation, biological process: negative regulation of microtubule depolymerization; neuron projection development; cytoplasmic microtubule organization. The transcript has 18 exons. The coding region runs from base 1 to 3897 and encodes 1298 amino acids. Gene Ontology annotation, molecular function: spectrin binding; calmodulin binding; microtubule minus-end binding. Gene Ontology annotation, cellular component: microtubule minus-end. NCBI's taxonomy places the organism in Eukaryota, Metazoa, Chordata, Actinopteri, Cypriniformes, Cyprinidae. The record is from RefSeq and is a predicted model, not a curated record.